AUGGACGGGUGCACUAGAAUGAGUGUGAAGGAGCUGUGUGAGACCGAUGACCUGGCCACCAGUUUGGUGCUGGACCCGCUUUUGGGUUUCAGCACCCACAAAAUGAACAUCAGUCCGGCACCAGAGAUCAGACGUUGGGGUAUUCUCAAGGAGACCCUGCUGCGGUUUCAGCGAACGCACGACUUCAACGCCACGUUCGAGGCGCUGACUGUCGGCGAGCUUGCCGGGGACUACUUCAACGCUCUGGGGAGCCAUCGACAGGAGCUGCUGAGACAACAUGUCUAUCGCUACCUCAAUGCCUUCCUGCUGGAUAGUGGGAUCAAGAUAGAGUCGUGUGACAGAUACUCAUCAGAGACCAAUGGAGCAAAAAUAACAGCCACGAGGCACUGGUUUGUAGGAGAACGCGUGGAGGUCUUACUGGGCUGCAUUGCAGAGCUGAGCCCCGCUGACAGCGCCGUGCUCAGGGCGGGGGUCAACGAUUUCAGCGUCAUGUACUCCACACGCAAGCGCUGCGCUCAGCUGUGGCUGGGGCCUGCAGCUUUCAUCAACCACGACUGCAAACCGAAUUGCAAGUUUGUCCCUGGUGAGAAAAACAUCGCCUGUGUGGAAGUGAUCCGACCCAUCUCGCCUGGGGAAGAGAUCACCUGUUACUAUGGCGCCAGCUUUUUUGGUGAAGGCAACGAAAUGUGUGAAUGCUGCACCUGUGAGAGGAAUGGAGAGGGCCACUUCAAACACAGAGGGAAACAACCUGAGUGCGAGGAGACUAAGGAAGCCGUGGGCCAAAAGUACCGCCUGAGAGAGCGAUAUCUCCGUCAACACAGGGAGAAAGGCCACUUUGCUGCGAGACCAGUGACGCCAGGAAUCCACUCUGGGAUCUUCACAGCCAUCCCCUCCAGGAACUCCUUUACCCAGCAGAUGAGGAGAAACGCACUGAAGAACAGAAAACUGACGGAAACCAAGAGGUGGAGACGGGAGAAGCAGAGACGAUCAGGAAACCACCUGCUGAAAUCCUCCGUGGUGAAGCAGUACAGGACCGUUCCACCUCUGUCUCAGGUCACUCUGAAGGACCUACGGAUCAGAGUACGGCGCCACUCGGUGGAUUUCCUGCUCCACUGUAAGGAUCCUAAAAGCAAAGAGAGGGCCUUGCUGCAGCAACUGGAGGAGGUGAAGCCAAGUGGGUUGAAGCAAAGCAAAUCGAGUGGUGAGAAAAACGACGGCACUUCGGAAAAUCUGAAGUGCUUUACUUUAAAUUCCUCCAUGUCGGCCAAUCGAAGGAGCAGACCCGCAGUACAUAGCUUGGGCUUUAAUGGGAAAUCUGUCAAAGUGGCGGACAGGAAGGCCAGACAACUGAAGAUCUGCUCCAGAGCCAAAAACAUGGUUCAUAAAACGCAGCAGACAAACACAGAGUCCAGUAGCACAAACCUAGGUAACACUACAACAGUUUCUCUGUCUGCUCGGGGGGACAAAACCUGCAAUGCAACAAAACAGGAGAACAUGGACAAAGCAAUCAGUGAAAGUCAAAACAAUAAAGUUAACUCUAGCAUCACCGCUGCACCUCAAAAUCCAGGCGCCAAGCUAAAGGCUGUCCAAGCUUCAUCCAUUUCGGGAGCCUGUCAGACAGUCAUGGAUGGAUCGGAAAAGGUUGUUGACAAUCCAGUAAUAUCUCUGAAGCAAUACCUUACAGUCGAACUUACAAGGUUAUCAGUCCCACAAAGGUCUGAGGCUGGAAAAAUCCAAGAAGAUGAGAAAGGUGGCGUUUUAGGGAAAGCAAAGGGCCGGCGGCGCCCCAGACCUGGGAAUCUGCCCAGAAACCGUGUUUUCAGGUCAGACGUCUGCACGGCUAAAGGCAAACAAGCACAGAAGGAAAUGUUUUCCAAGGCCAAAGAUGGAACAGCUGUUCAGAAAGAGCAUGCAGCUGAAGUCGCUGGGAAUCCACCUGACGAGGAGAAGAAGGAGGCCGACAGAGUUAUGGGAAUAAAAACAGUGCAAGCGGAGCUGCAGGGAGAGGAAAAAGACCCUCCAUUAACUGCUACUGAAAGUGAAGCUCAAAAAGUGGGGAAAGCAAACAAGGCUGAAUGUAAAGUGGUGUCGAAAGCAGCAAAUAAAGGAAAGAAUGACGUCCAGGGUGUUAAAAACACAGAGAAAGAUCCAGUUAAAGUAUCAGCACUGACGAAGAGGAGUUUUAAUGAUCAGCACGAAGAUGUGGUUAUAAAACAGGCAAAGGUUCUGCUGUCUGAUAUAUUAAGGAAAGAUCAAUCUUUUUUAGAUCAGAGGUUGCAGGCAGAAUCGAACAGAGGGGUGUGCAAACGUUCCGUUAAGGGGAGGUUUAUGAAAGGACGAAGGGCGCUGAAAAAGAAAGCAGACGAAACACAAAGCAGCAAAGGAGCCCCGUGCGAAGAGCUGCCGGUUGUAGUCACGAUGGACUCGAGUGAGAAAGGUUUGCAGAUCCAGUCUGAAACGAAGCGUAGCGAGCCGCCGGCCACCUCCCUCAACUCUCUACCUCACAGGUCGCCCGUUUCAGUUAAAGCUCAGCUCCACCCAGAUGCUAAUCCACAGUCCAACAUACCUCUGAAGAAACGCACGUUUCGCAGCUCUGUGGAGGUCGACUCCGAGCAAGGCGUGACUUCUGCCUCUGAUCCAGUUCAGAAAACCACUUCUGAGCUGGCGUCACUUCCAUCGCCAGAACAGAACCCGCCCCCGUCUUCAGGAGAAGGCAGCAAAGUCAAAAAAGAAAAACAAUCGAAGGCGAGAAGGAUCCAAAAACAACCCUCUAUUAAAAGAGUGCUUCGCUCCAGAGCUAACGAAUCUCCCCGAGGCCACCUGCUAAGGAAAGUCCGGAAAUGCAAAUUGGAGAAGCAGGAGGAUAUCAGCAAGGUUCAAAGUGAUAAUCCUGCAGAAGAUGCCCCUAAGAUCCAACAAUGGGAAUCACAAACUAACAUGGAAUCGUCAUCCUCUCAAGAAAACAGUUCAGAGGAGACAAAAGCAGGCUUGGAUUUUAAGAUCCGUCUCAAGAGGAGAAGAGGGAAGGUGUGGGAUGUGCAGGGAGAGAGCAUGGCGCUAAAAACGGAAAAGGACGAUGACCCGAUGAGGGCCUGCGAUCCUUUUAAAGCAAUCAUGGAUUCUGUGUCCAUCUUAAACAGAGAGAUGGAGGCUCACGUACAGGCGAAUCAGAAGUCGAAGAGCAGACUUCAUCGUUUAAUACGCAGAAGCGAAAGAAACAUCAAAACCCAAGCUGCACUGUGCUCCAGUGACGUCCAAUCAGACGAAGUUUGUGAAAAUAAAUCCGGACAAAGUCAAUUUUCCGACAACAAAACUGAAAUUAAAGAGAAAUUUGACAGCCAGCCCCCGCUGAACCCGCUUCCAGAGAAAGUAGAGAGUCUGAACGGUACUGGGGAGAUGCUUUCAGAAACUAAAGUUGAAGAUCAUCUUUUAAAAAGCUGCUGCCUUUAUGAGAGUGCCUCCCAACAAAAGCUGGAGCCAGAACUGUGUUCAAACAGUCUUUCAUUACCGAUACUAAAACUGCGGAGGAAGGUGGAGGAUAUUUGGGAGGUGGACAGCAAGAAAGGGCUCAAACAGCUGGACCUAACAGCUGAGCUUAAUAUUAAGAGGGAAGUGAAGGGUCACACUUCAGGGAAGCAGGAGAAAGGUGUUAAUGAUUCUGGGAUUCUUAAAGAUGAGCGCCAGUCUCAUCAGAGAUUGAACAGCAAUCCGGCCCCUCUAAAAACAGAACCACCCCCAUUUUCACUGUCUCUGUCCCCGCUGUCGCUGUCUUCACCCCUCAACGAGAGCAAAACUGAAGCUAUACCCUCAGCUGGAGAGCGAAUCGCAGAAAGGUCAGAGACAAACAGUGGAGAGAGGAAACAGAGGCUCAGAAUGGACAAACAGCGCAAGAGUGGGCCUGUGGAAACGCCCUCCACUUGUCUGAGUCACACUCUCCAGCAAAUUGACAACAGCCUCUCCAGGCUCUCUGAGGGCCUGUGUUCAUCUCAGACGCUGGAAAAGCCCACAGCGGCCGGCUCCAGUGCUUCCAGUUCUGCGAUCCAGACCCCGUCCCAGUCUCCUCCUUUCCCAGCUGCUGAUAACAUGCUGUCCGCCGAGCCCAGCUUCACCAACUGCUGCGACGACAUCCUGGACUUCCAGUGCCUCGGCUUUGAGGGAUACGAUCAGCCGCAGAAUAUGCUCCCUUCCUCGCCGUCAGAUCUGUGUUCCCUGGAUCCACCCACUGACCCCUUCAGUAGCCCCCUCUCUCACAGCCCUGCCGACACCUGGACCACAGAAACUCCCUAUCUUGGCCCUCCCAGUCCAGGGAAUAACUUCACCAGUGAGGAUCUGCAGUUUUUCCCGGGCUUGGUUCCUUCUAAAAGUGACUCUGUUCAAGUGGAAAGUGAAGCUAAAGACAUCUCCAAAGACAGCCCCAAUCCCAGUUUGGGGUUUUCAGCUGACGUUGUGAGCAAAGAUCGUAUUAUGAGCAAAAAUCCAGGAAUAAGGCACUCCAAAGAAGACCUCAACACUCAACAGCCUUUGUCUGUCGCCAGCAAACCUCGCAUUUUCAGUGGAACUUCAUCUCAGACUCCCAUCGCUUUAAGCCAACCAUCCACCAACCUCAGGCCCAGCACCAGCCAGGCAAAAACCCAGCUAAACCUGAAAACCCCGGGUCCGUUCCAUCGCAUGAGCAUUCCAAGUAAAUCCCAGUCAUUUCCAAGCAACCAGCCGAACACAGUUAGGGGAACGCAAUCUCAAAUGCCGAACAGAUUCCUUUCCCCUCCGCUCUUCUCUACAAAAAAUCCCAAUCCUUCUGAAAGUCCAUUCAACUUCCAGGAGAAGCCCUCUACGGUUAUCCACAGGGUUCUGAAGUUUCAGGGAGGAAACCAGACCCAGAACCUGUACAGUGCGCCGUGUAAGGACACGAUGGCUACCGGCGGCUCGGUUGUCGGGUCCACCCUCGAUGCAAAGCCAGGUGCUUUUGAAAAGAUCCAACAUAGUCAGAAAUGUGUUGCUAACAUGUCUCAAAAAAGCAACAUUUCUUUUCAGGGGUUUGGAAAAGAUGUCGGCCAUCUCGGUUCCUCAAGCAGCCCCAUUAGGCCCAACCUUCAAUUUAGCAGACCCAGUUCUUCUGUUUCAGAGUCUUUUGGUAAACUUAAGAUGGUGUCAGACAAACAGGAGGGCUGUGAAACUAACAUGGGAUACAAAAACUUCUCUGACUUGCCCAGGCCCUUCUUCUUUCCCAGCAAAGGUUCCGACUGCUACUCAUCCCCCCAGGACAAGAAUUUGAAACUGACUAAAACCCCGGACAAACACCAGCCUUGUUACACGCAGCAGGACGCCUAUGAUUUCAGUUACAGCUCCUCUCUCUCACCCAUCUCUCAGCACAGCAGCCCUCAGCUGGUCCACAGCACACCUCCUAGUACACCAGCACCGGCGGCCAAGUCUCAGUCCUCCGCCUCCUUCGCUUACGGCUACCAAGGUCCUCCCUAUGUACUGAAUUUCAGUGGGGACCACUCGCUGACCCUAGGCCUGAGGGACGGUCCUGAGGGCUACCCGGGUCUGGGCCCUACCAACUACACCUACCACUGCCUGAUGGAGCCCUCAGGCACUCAAGGGCGGUUGGUCCUUGAGCCCUGUGGACCCCAGCUGUCCAACCCAUCCUCUUUGGGCGGGUUUGCAGGGCUCAGAGGUCAGGACGAACACUGCGGUAAGGACAUGCCGCAGCAGUGCCAGCCCGGGGAACAUCAGGGCGCUUCACACUAUGGAGCAAUUCCUACAUCACACCCCAUGGGGGCUACAAAACCCAAGAGGGUGCGGCUGGUGGUGACGGACGGUACGGUCGACCUAGACCUGCAGUACUCGGACUGAAGUGAAACCUUUAGAUUUUGGUUGAUGUUUUUGUAAACAUUUCAAUUCAUAAUCUACUAAAUGACUUUUUUCUAACGAAUUAUCUUGAUGUACAAAUGAGUUGAACAGAGUUUGCUUCUGAUUUAACAAAGAACUAUUCACUACAAUUUGCUCAGAAUACCAAAUUUUAAAGCAUUAAGUUUGAACCUACAGGUCAAGUGCAGUUCUUAGCAAAACUAUUCUUACCUCUGAAACGUUUUACAUUUCUUCACGUUAAAACCACAAAACUCAACGUAUAUUAUUGAGAUUUUCUGUGACAGACCGACGCAAAGCAGAACGUGAAGAUGAAGUAAAUGAAAAAUAAAACACAAUGCUUAAAAAAAAAAAACGUAAAACGUCUGAAUGGAUGAGGAGCGUCUGUACGCAGAUAUUUCCAAGUGUUUUCCCAGUAGGAUUUAGGUCUGGACUUUGACUAGGCAAACACAAAGCCGUUAACAGGUUCCACCUAAGUAAUUAGGUUUUAAAACAGUAGUACAGCAGGUCUUAUACUUUGUCAUUGGUUAACAAAACAAAACAAAUUGGCAUUGCAUAUGGAAAAAAUAUAUAUAUAUAUAUAUAUAUAUAUAUAUAUAUAUAGUUUGUUUUUUAACUUGUGACAGUUUGUAACAUAAAUCAUUCAUACAUUUUACAGUCCCUUAAUCAGCAUGUUGCUAUAGUCUGUAUGAAAAGCAGAGCAAUGGGUCAUUAUUAGCUUGUGUGGCUAAUAGCAGUUAGCCAGGUAAAUAAAGACCAGUCAGCAAAUCUCCUCCAUCCAAACCUUGGAUCUGGGAAUGAUAUUCCUAGCUGUCAGCACUUGCUCCUGGUUGACUAUAGCAGUAAAGGCAGCCGAAGUACCAUGAGUUGUACUUGCACCACAGAUUGAGAACCAUCUAUCUAAUCCAUUCCAUGUGAGCCCCAGGGUCAAGUCUGUGGCAGUCUUUAACAGGUUUCCUUACAGGAGUGCCCUGUGUGGCCAGUUUCUCUGUGCCUGCUGGGAAAAAAAGGACAUCCCAUAGCAUGCUGCUGCCACCACCAUGUUUAAAAGUCAGGAUAGUGUUUUCUAAUGUGUAGGUCUUAAGUUUUAGUUUUGGCCUCAUCUGACCAGAGCACAUUCUUCAGUGUUUGCAGCCCCCCCCCCUUCUUGCCAAUUAUCCAUAGCUAGAUUUGGAGAUUGCUCAACUAGCAAUUGCCCUGCUCAAAGAUUGCCCCACCAUAUCUCUGCUUUCUGCUGCUCCUUACUUUGACUUGGCCAUUCUAACAUAAAUGUGCUAUGAUCUAAACCUUUUAAUUGUAGCUCUGGCUGAAUGUUUAUUGCUGCUGUGAGGGGAACCUCUAACCCAGUCUCAAGUGUUUUGCAGCUUCUAACAGGUUUUCUGUCAGGAUAGUCCUGUAUUUGUCUCCAUCCAGCUGCUUUUCAACUCCGACCAGGUCCCCCUGCUCCUGCUCAGUUGGGCUGACUAGAAAUGCAUUGUAACAGUGAAGUCUGUGGUUGUAAAAUGGCAAAAUGUGAAAAUGUCCAAGGGGUCUGAAUACCUUUGCAAGGCGCUGUACACAUUGAAAUCGCUCUCACUGUACUGUAACAUAGAUGUAUGAAUUUUUCUAUAACACAAGUGGCUGUAGAGACAGAAUCCACCAGAACUGUUAGCCGGUACUCGUUUUGGUGGACCUUAAAGAGGCAGCUUUGUGCCUCGGUCUUUGAUAUUCUCGUGAUGUUCUGAAGCACCCGUUGAAACAUGUUUUCUACCCACAUUAAGCUCUCGUUUCACUUUUUUGCUUGUAAACUCUUGAGUUUUGAAAGCUUGUGCAUGCGUUUGACGCGGCGGUCACUCGUUGGUCCACCACCUGAAGAUAUGUGCAUGAACAGCGUGCAGAAAAGACUUCCUCAAUGAAUCCAGGACCAGUGGAAGACCUCAUCAGUUGUCCUUUAAGCUGUUGAUAUUGUUGCAUCAACAAUGUGACAAUCGUCUCAUUUAAACCCAGCUCUCUGUUCUCGUUAUUUCUGAUCCCACAGAAGGAUUCCUUUAUGAUGUUACCAUAUUUAUAGUUUUUGUUGAUGAAGCUACAGAUGUGGGAGUGUUCUCCUGACUGCACAGCCUCACAUUAUGACGUACUGUCUUGUUAUAAAAAAAGGCCAAUUAUUUAUUUUAAUAUCCUCACUCUUUGAAAGGUGCUUUGAUGUAAUUUAUAUUUCACAUUGAUUGUUCAUACUAUUAAAUGUGGUUUUUUUUAAUGUUAUUGUUAUUUAAUGGGACAUGAUGAUAUUUACAUGACGUAUUUAAUUUUAAAGACUUUGACGUCCAGUUUUUUUAACUGUUGCAGAUGAAACUAGCUCGUUUUUUUCUAAUUGGCUGUUAGUCCUACUGGAAGUCUGUUGUAGAAAUGUACAAAUGUAGCCUAUAUCAUUAAAGAUGAUUCUGUUUUGUA
Molecule: messenger RNA, 8295 nt
Organism: Girardinichthys multiradiatus
Lineage: Eukaryota; Metazoa; Chordata; Actinopteri; Cyprinodontiformes; Goodeidae
Exons: 8
Coding region: 1-5853 (1950 amino acids)
Cellular component (GO): nucleus
Molecular function (GO): histone H4K20 methyltransferase activity; protein binding
Source: RefSeq, a predicted model, not a curated record